Molecule: messenger RNA, 1158 nt
Organism: Notothenia coriiceps (black rockcod)
Lineage: Eukaryota; Metazoa; Chordata; Actinopteri; Perciformes; Nototheniidae
Product: sodium- and chloride-dependent GABA transporter 2-like
Exons: 8
Coding region: 200-1129 (309 amino acids)
Biological process (GO): amino acid transport; nitrogen compound transport; sodium ion transmembrane transport
Cellular component (GO): plasma membrane; cell projection
Molecular function (GO): gamma-aminobutyric acid:sodium:chloride symporter activity
Source: RefSeq, a predicted model, not a curated record
UCUCAUUGUCAUACAAACACGGCUCUCUCAAGCCUCUACUCAUGGGCUCAUUAAUGGUCAGAGCUGGGAAGAGCACUUGUCCUGGGGACACUGGGAGAUCAAGACUUGUAUUUCCCCUUAAAGGCGCCAGAUGAAUCCCAGCUAGGGCUAAAUGGAAGAAUAACUACACAGACUACAGACGUGAAGCGACCUUAACAGUAUGAUGAAAAAGCUUUAUGAGCCAGAGGGCAAGUUCAGGCUGGAGAUGGCCACAGCCCAGCCUGCACCCCCAACCCUGACCCGAGGCGAGUGGUCGAACAAAAUUGAGUUCCUUCUGGCUGUUGCAGGACAAAUCAUAGGCUUAGGAAAUGUGUGGAGGUUCCCUUACCUGUGCUACAAAAACGGAGGAGGCGUGUUCUUCAUCCCCUACAUCCUCUUCCUCUUCACCUGCGGCAUCCCCCUGUUUCUCUUGGAGACGUCUCUCGGCCAGUACACCAAACAGGGAAGCAUUACAUGCUGGAGGAAAAUCUGUCCACUUUUUGAAGGUAUGGGCAUUGGCCAUCAGGUGGUUGUUUUAUACUCCAGCAUCUAUUACAUCAUCAUAUUGGCCUGGGCUUUCUUCUAUCUCUUCUCCUCUUUCAACUCUGAGCUUCCCUGGGCCAGUUGCGGAAACAGCUGGAACACAGAGACCUGUGUGGAGUUUGAUCGAAAGGAUGAUUAUUUGAACUGGACUGUAGCUGCAAAUGCUACAUCACCAGUGAGAGAGUUUUGGGAGAAGAGAGUCUUGAAUAUCACAGGAAGUGUCAAUGAGUUAGGCAGCAUACGAUGGGAGCUGGCUCUGUGUCUUCUGUUGUCCUGGAUCAUCUGUUACUUUUGUGUCUGGAAAGGGGUAAAGUCAACUGGGAAGGUAGUGUAUUUUACUGCCACAUUUCCAUAUCUGAUGCUGGUGGUACUGCUGGUGCGUGGACUUACGUUGCCAGGGGCCAUAAAUGGGAUCAAGUUCUACCUCUACCCAGAUCCAUCCCGCCUCAGCGAUCCACAGGUGUGGAUGGAUGCUGGCACACAAAUAUUUUAUUCCUAUGCUAUUUGCAUUGGGUGUCUUACUGCGCUUGGCAGUUAUAACAAAUAUGACAACAAUUGUUACAAGUAAGUUAAAUAAAAUGCCUUUUGUGUGUUUUU